Messenger RNA from Marmota flaviventris (yellow-bellied marmot), 2855 nucleotides. RefSeq names its product metabolism of cobalamin associated D (gene Mmadhc). Lineage: Eukaryota; Metazoa; Chordata; Mammalia; Rodentia; Sciuridae. Gene Ontology annotation, cellular component: mitochondrion. The record is from RefSeq and is a predicted model, not a curated record. Gene Ontology annotation, biological process: cobalamin metabolic process.
CACCGCCCCUUCCUCUUCCGCGCAGCCCGAGCCUCCUUUCGGAGCUGUUGCCAAACAGCCCUUAUCCGUGUUAAAACAUCUGCGUGGACCCCGGCGCUCUGAAGGCUGGCCGUCCCACCUCCCCGGGUCGGGAAUACUUUGCGAAGGAGAAGAUUUUGUGUCUUUCUUCUCCACUGGAAAUGGCCAAUGUGCUCUGUAACAGAGCCAGACUGGUUUCCUAUCUCCCAGGAUUUUGCUCUUUAGUUAAAAGAGUUGUCAAUCCAAAAGCCUUUUCAACUGCAGGAUCGUCAGGUUCAGAUGAAUCUCAUGUGGCCACUGCCCCUCCAGAUAUAUGCUCUAGAACAGUGUGGCCUGAUGAAACUAUGGGACCAUUUGGACCUCAGGAUCAGAGAUUCCAGCUUCCUGGGAACAUAGGUUUUGAUUGUCACCUCAAUGGGACUGCAUCACAGAAGAAAAACCAGGUUCAUAAAACUUUGCCUGAUGUUCUGGCAGAACCUUUAUCAACUGAAAGACAUGAAUUUGUGAUGGCACAGUAUGUGAAUGAAUUUCAGGGUAAUGAUGGACCGGUUGAACAAGAAAUUAACAGUGCAGAAACUUAUUUUGAAAGUGCCAGAGUGGAGUGUGCAAUCCAGACAUGUCCAGAAUUGCUUCAAAGAGAUUUUGAGUCACUAUUUCCAGAAGUAGCUAAUAGCAAACUAAUGAUUCUGACUGUAACGCAGAAAACUAAGAAUGAUAUGACUGUUUGGAGUGAAGAGGUAGAACUUGAAAGAGAAAUGCUCUUAGAAAAGUUCAUUAAUGGUGCUAAGGAAAUCUGCUAUGCUCUUCGAGCUGAAGGCUAUUGGGCUGACUUUAUCGACCCAUCAUCUGGUUUGGCAUUUUUUGGACCAUAUACAAACAGCACUCUUUUUGAAACAGAUGAACGUUACCGAUAUUUAGGAUUUACUGUUGAUGAUCUUGGCUGCUGUAAAGUCAUCCGUCAUAGUCUCUGGGGUACCCAUGUGGUUGUAGGAAGUAUCUUCACUAAUGCAACACCAGAUAGCCAUAUUAUGAAGAAACUAAGUGGAAACUAGCAAUAAUGUCAUUUUAUUUGCUGCUUUAUUUGUUUGUUAUUGAUUGAACAAUAUAAACUGUCAAAGACUACAAUUUUGGAAAUAUACUUAUUUCCAGGUAUAUAUUUCAAUGUUUAUGGAUUUACAACACUGGCAAGUGAUUUGGGAUUUUAAGAUUACAAAUGUUAAUUAUUCAUAUUGUCAUUGAGUAUAUGUGGAGCACUUCCACAUUGUACAAAUGUGGUAGUUAACACACGAUCAGGGUAUGAUUGGUCUCUUAUUAUUAGUUCUCCCCUUUAUUGAAAAAGCCUUAGUUUUAAUUAUUUUUUUCAAAAAAAUCAUAUAUUUGGUUAUUAUGGCAUGUGUUCUUUUAUUGCAAUAUUUUAAAACUUAGUUCUUAAAAGAUUUUAAAGUAGCUACAGUUUAAUUUUCAAGUUGUUUUUAAUAAUACAAAUGAGAAUUCUACAUCCAUUGUAGACUUUUCUAAUUUUCUUUCUUCUUUAUUUGUUAAGCAUUCUCAAACUAAUCUAAAUAUUACUUUGAAAUAACAUGGGGAGGAAAAAGAAUAAAGAUAAUACAUCUUGAUGUAUAAAAAAAACAAAAAGCAUAUGAAUCUCAUUCUUAUACACACUUUAAAAAAAAAAAAAAUUCUUAACUCCUGAGUUGGGCCAGAUAAAUACAUUGUAUUUUCAGAUAAAACUAUGCCUCUGCUGCUGAAUCACAUUUCUUCAGCCUCAUUACUUUAGUGCCUUUGUGACAGAACUUGUUUUUAUAGCAUUAUAAACUUUAAAGGAAUCAUCUUUAAUUUGUAAGGCUUUGCCAAUAGAAAUAGACAAAUCUCAGGGAAAAAACAAUUUCUACCAACUGAAAUAAUUGAAAUAAACUAUAUUUUUCUUUGUCUUUUGUUUUUGUAAUUAAAUUUUUGUUUUUAAAAGGAGUACAUGGAGACCACCAACUUUGAUUUAAAACUCUUUGCUUAGUUAACUUGUAGCUUGAUAUAAUAACUAUUGCCUGCAAUUGAAACAGUAAAAGUUACAAAGUUUGUAUUCAUUAUGCGAAAAAUGUGGUGGUUUCCAUAACAUUUUGAAAACAAUUUAUUAAUGUGUGUAUGUAUAUAUACAUGUAUACAUGCAUAUACACAUGUAUAUGAUAAGCUUUCAUCUGUAACUAGCACCCAGUUAAAAACACCAAACAUCAAGUGCUCCAGAGGAUUAUCCUGCUGCCUUCCAGGCAUUUUACUUCUCCCAAAGAUAACCUCUAUUGCAUAAAUUGAUUUUUAUAUCUGAACCCAUAUGUUUCCUUUUGUGUCUGGCUUCUUUUAUUCAGACAUCUGCUACAUUGCACAUUCUUUGUGCCAUGGGUUGAAACUUGUUUUAACCAUUCUAAAGUGCCAUCUACUGGUUGAAAUGAUACUUACUCCUAGGUGGCCAUAGCUAUGUACUGUAUUGUAUGGGGAAGAGACUGACUACAUGGUGCUGAGACUCUCUUUAUUACCUUGACUUUCUAACAAGAUUUCCAGAAACAAAUAGCAUGGUAAGCAGUAACUGCCAGUAAUUUUUUUUUUUCCUUGAAGUGUUAUGGCAGGAUUCAGGAAGGUAGAACUCUUGCUAGUGGUAAUAAUAGAAAGUGCUUAAUUAUUAUGUACUCUGUAAGAAAAACACCUCAAGUAUCAGGUUUUUUUAUGAUAAUUUGAUCAGGACUGUAUAACAAAGAAUUUGUAAAUUAUCCACUUAAACAUUAAUUCUCUACCUUUUAAAAUAAGAUUUAGACAUUGAAAUCGAUAUUAAACCUGUCAAUGAAAAAAAA